CUUCUUUAUAACCUUCAUGAUCUAAUUUAUAUUUUUGCAGCCAUUUCCACUUACACAGCGACCUAUGGUUUGCACGUGCUUCCUGUAUAUGUAUGUACAACCUGUUUGGUGAUUUAUGAAUGGUUUUGUUAAUUAAUUUUACCGAAAUGACAAAAGAAUUUUACUCAAAUAAUGAUGAAAUGGAUGAGGAUAUUGAUGAAACACAAAUAGUUGAAAAUGACAAAACAAAAAUUGAAAUAGAGUUACAAACAGGACUAAUUUUAAUUGAUGGAUUAACAAGUAUUGAAAAUGGUGAACAAAUAUUGAAAAAAGAAAAAAUUCAAAUUGAACAAGAGUUAAAUUUACAAUUAAUUGAUUGCAAUGACGAAGAAACAUCAAAAGAAUUUUAUUCAAACCAUGAUGAAAUGGAUGAGAAUAUUGAUGAGAUGUUGAAAAAAUCAAAAAUUAAAAUUGAACAAGCUUUACAUUCGGAAUUAAUUAUAAAAGAUGAAGAUUUCGACGAAAUGUUUAACAGAUGUGAAUCAGAAAAUGAUGAAAUGUUAAAAGAAAUUCACACAAAUACACAAGAAGAGCUUUUUUCGUGUGAUGUUUGUAACCAAAAAUUCAACAAAAAAACUAGCUUGAAAAUACAUAGACGAGUUCAUUCUGGAGAGAAACCUUAUUCUUGUAAUAUUUGUAAUAAAACAUUCAAAGAAAAAAGUAAUCUUGCUGUACAUGAACGAAGACAUACAGGCGAAAAACCCUAUUCAUGUGAAAUUUGUGAUAAAACAUUUGCUACUGCUGGUGAUCUAAGUAAACAUAAAAAAAUUCAUAAUGGAGAAAAGCCGCAUGCAUGUGAUGUUUGUGACCAAAAGUUCAGAACUAGUACCAAAUUAACUUAUCAUAAACGAACUCAUACCGGCGAAAAACCCUAUUCAUGUGAAAUUUGUGAUAAAACAUUCGCUGACGCUAGUAAUCUAUGUACACAUAAAAAAAUUCAUAAUGGAGAAAAGCCGCAUGCAUGUGAUGUUUGUGACCAAAAGUUCAGAACUAGUACCAAAUUAACUUCUCAUAAACGAACUCAUACCGGCGAAAAACCCUAUUCAUGUGAAAUUUGUGAUAAAACAUUCGCUGCUACUAGUAAUCUAUGUACACAUAAAAAAAUUCAUAAUGGAGAAAAGCCGCAUGCAUGUGAUGUUUGUGACCAAAAGUUCAGAACUAGUACCAAAUUAACUUAUCAUAAACGAACUCAUACAGGAGAAAAACCUUACGUAUGUGAUGUAUGUGAUAAAGCAUUCACCAGCAACGGCAAUUUAGUUAGACAUAAACGAAUCCAUACAGGAGAAAGACUUUAUUCUUGUAAUGUUUGUAAUAAAAAAUUCACUCAUUCUGGGAAUAUGGUUAGACAUAAACUUGUUCAUUCUGGAGAAAAACCUUAUUCUUGUAAUAUUUGUAAUAAAACAUUCAGAUAUAAAUGUUAUGUUGCUGUACAUGAACGAAGGCAUACCGGAGAAAAACGUUAUUCUUGUAAUAUUUGUGAUAAAACAUUCAGAGUAAAAUCUAAUCUUGCUGUACAUAAACGAACACAUACUCAAGAAAAACCUUUUAAAUGUGAAAUUUGUGAUCAAAAAUUUACUUCGAAUUUACUUUUAUUGAGACACAAACGAAUUCAUACAGCAGAAGAAUAUUUUGAUUGUGAUGUUUGUGGUAAAAUAUUCUACCGUAAAGAAUAUUUACAUACUCAUAAAAGAACUCAUACGGGAGAAAGACCUCACUCAUGUAAUGUUUGUAAUAAAACAUUUACUCAGCACAGCAGCCUAAAUGCACACAAACGAACUCAUACAGGAGAGAAGCCAUAUACAUGUGAUGUUUGUGAUAAAGCAUUCAGUCUGAAGCAUGUUUUAACUAAGCAUAAACGAACACAUUUAGGAGACAAGCCAUAUUGUUGUUAUGUUUGUCAUAGAACAUUUAGCAUGAAAAUAAACUUUGUAAAACAUAGAAGAUUUCAUAGUGAUCAAACUCCAUAUGCGUGUGAAGAUUGCGACAGAAUAUUUACAAAUAAAAACGAAUUGAAUGAUCAUAAACAUCUAAACGUUAUUAUUUUAAUUAACAAAUAAAAAAAUUUUAAAUCAA
Chrysoperla carnea is the source of this 2112-nucleotide messenger RNA. RefSeq names its product zinc finger protein 883-like. Gene Ontology annotation, cellular component: nucleus. The coding region runs from base 120 to 2096 and encodes 658 amino acids. NCBI's taxonomy places the organism in Eukaryota, Metazoa, Arthropoda, Insecta, Neuroptera, Chrysopidae. The record is from RefSeq and is a predicted model, not a curated record. Gene Ontology annotation, biological process: regulation of transcription by RNA polymerase II. The transcript is spliced from 2 exons. Gene Ontology annotation, molecular function: RNA polymerase II cis-regulatory region sequence-specific DNA binding; DNA-binding transcription activator activity, RNA polymerase II-specific.